GAUACACCUAGCAGCUGCGGUUGGUUGAACAAAAUGGCAACGUAUGGUGAGGAGCCAGUCGACAGCUAUUUCUAUUCAUCUUACAACCCUUACAUGGGCAGAUAUCCCCGAGCUAAAGACGCGGGGUGGAAAUAUAAAAGUUAUCUCUCCCACUACGGGGACACUGAUGCCUUUAACAACCAGCAGCGCGCUCAGCUCAAGUCCAUCUUAUCUCAAAUCAACCCCAAACUCACCCCGAGGCUCAGGAAGGCAAACACCAAAGAUGUGGCGGUGCAGGUCAACCCGAAGAGGGACGCCUCGGUACAGUGCUCCAUCGGCCCGCGGACGCUCCUGUCCAUGAAGAGGGACUUCCGGCGCAAAAGGAGGCAGGAGCCCGGGACACCCGGCGGCAGCGUCAGCCUCAGUGCGGCGGUCGGUGUGCGUUACCCCCGCACCCUCGCCGUGUACUCGCCUAUCGCCUACAGAAGCGUCACCACCUUCCUGGUCGAUGACAACAACAACAAUAAGGAAGCCCCCUGUGGUGAGGCGAAGCCCGCAGAGCCGCCCGGCGACCCGCCCGAGUCUGCGGGGAAAAGCGACGGGAAGAAGAGCGAAUAUACCCAAGCUGCUGAGGGUGAGAAGGCCGCUAAACAACGAGACCAGCGCGAGAAACUGAAGUCCAAACAGGCGAAGAGCGAAGAUGCGCAGCUAACUACAGAGGGGUCAAAGGUCAAGGCGCGUGUGCGUUUCCAGUUUCUGGAACAGAAGUACGGAUAUUAUCACUGCAGAGAAUGCAAUCUACGAUGGGAGAGUGCCUAUGUGUGGUGCGUUCAGGGCACCAACAAGGUUUACUUCAAGCAGUACUGUAGAAAAUGCCAAAAGGACUUCAACCCAUAUCGUGUUGAGGACAUCACAUGCCAUACUUGCAACAAAGCACGUUGUUCCUGUGCAAUAACACAACGCCACGUCGACCCUAAACGGCCCCACAGACAGGACUUGUGUGGCAGAUGCAAAGGCAAGCGGCUCUCCUGCGACAGCACUUUCAGCUUCAAAUACAUCAUCUGAGGAGCACCUCCACUGAACUUUGCCUCCAGUAAACGUCCUGUUGUGGAGGGGGCAUAUUUACAGAUGCAAUCAUUGCAUCUUGGAUGUAAAAGAUAUAUAUUUGUUACUUUAUUUCAUGCCUGUUUUGUGUUGAUGAAAUUGAUGGUGAGAACCGCACACUUGGCAGCGUAAUAAAUGGCUACCAUGCACUCA
Messenger RNA from Lates calcarifer (barramundi perch), 1236 nucleotides. It is a transcript of the gene zar1, whose product is annotated as zygote arrest 1. The transcript is spliced from 4 exons. Gene Ontology annotation, biological process: translation. Gene Ontology annotation, cellular component: cytoplasm. Bases 34 to 1044 code for a protein of 336 amino acids. The record is from RefSeq and is a predicted model, not a curated record. NCBI's taxonomy places the organism in Eukaryota, Metazoa, Chordata, Actinopteri, Centropomidae. Gene Ontology annotation, molecular function: mRNA base-pairing post-transcriptional repressor activity.